AUGGCGGACGUCUCGAACCGGGACGAGGCGGAGAAGUGCAAGCAGGUCGCGCAGAGCGCACUUGCCGCUGGCGACGCCGAGAAGGCGCUGAGGUUCCUGCAGAAGGCCAAGCGCAUGUGCCCCGGCGACGGCUCGAUCGACGGCCUCAUCGCGAGGGCGCAGGCGGGCGGCUCCGCGGCGGGCGCGGGCGCGCCCGGGGGCUCGGCCGCCUCGGAGGGGCCGCGGCAGCGCUCCGCGGCGUCCGCGAGCAGCGCGAGGCCGCCCGCGGGAGCGGACGGCGCGCGCACGGGCAAGGACGGCGCCUACACGCCUGAGCAGAUGCAGCUCGUGCAGCGGAUCCUGAGGACCAAGGACUACUACCAGAUCCUCGAGGUCCCUGACGCUGGCGAGGAAACCGUCAAAAAGGCAUACAAGAAGCUCGCCCUGAAGCUCCACCCGGACAAGAACCGGGCGCCAGGGGCGGAGGAGGCGUUCAAGAAGUUGUCGAAGGUGGUGCAGUGCCUCUCCGACGGGGACAAGAGGGAGAUGUACAACAGGUACGGCGACGAGGACAAGAUCCCCCAGCAGCACCGCCAGCAUUAUGAGCAGAACUUCGCGACCCCAGAGGACUUCUUCGACCUCCUCUUCGGCGGCGGCAUGCAGCAGCACGCACGGCGCCAGGGAGGCGGCGUGCACCACACUCAGUUCAACUUCGGCUUUCAGGGCGGGCAGCAGCCACCUGCGAUGUUCCAGAUCGCGCUGCUGCUGGUGCUCCUGCUGUCCUUCGGCAGCAACAUGGUCAACAAUGGCUCGUCGAGCAGCCGCUUCUCCUUCUCCCGCACCGGCGACUACAACGUCGAGCACACCACCGCCACCCUGGACGUCCCCUACUACGUCACGGAGGGCUUCGAGGCGAACUACCCGGAGGGCACGCAGCAGCUCGCGGAGUUCGACCAGUCGGUCGAGGUCUACCACAUCAGGGACUUGAGGAGCGACUGCGAGUACAACAACAUGCUGACAUCCAGGCAGCGGGGCGGCAGGAAGAAAAAGGACGCCGAGGCCGCCAGGCGCGCGAACUGCCAGACCAUUAAGGAGCUCGGCCGCCGGCACCCGAAGCUCUACCAGGCAGCCCUCGGCUCCAAGAAGGUGGGCGACGGCACGGAGGUCGGCCGCUUCUCUUUCACGCACACAGGCGAGCACGACGUGCAGCGCACCACCGCAAGCCUGUCCGUGCCCUACUUCGUCGCUGAGGGUUUCGAGGCAGAGUUCGCGGAGGGCACCCAGGCGCUCGCGGACUUCGAGCAUUCGGUGGAGGUGUACCACCUGAGGUCCCUGAGGGCCGACUGCGAGCCCUGCCAGACGCUCAAGGAGAUCAGCCGGAGGCACCCGAGGUUGGAGCAGGCGGCUUUCGGGUCCAGCAAGGUGGGGAAGGACCCGUCGGCCAACCGCUACUCCCUCGCCCGCUCGGACCGGCACCACCUCGGGCGCUCCACCGCCACCCUCGGCGUGCCCUACUUCGUCGCCAAGGGGUUCGAGGAUAGCUACGGGGAGGGUACACGUGCGCUCGCGGACCUAGAGCACCGGGUGGAGGUCCAGUACCUUAGGGGCCUGAAGGGCGACUGCGACCCUUGCCAGGAGCUUCGGGAGAUCAACCAGAGGCACCCCAGGCUCUACCAGGCGGCGUUGUACUCCCGCUGA
This is a messenger RNA of Prorocentrum cordatum, 1677 nucleotides long. NCBI's taxonomy places the organism in Eukaryota, Dinophyceae, Prorocentrales, Prorocentraceae. The record is from the annotation of a GenBank genome assembly.